AUGAGCGAGUUCCCAAUUUCGUGUGUGCUGUGUAGGCGGAAGAAGAUUAAGUGCAACAAGCGCAAGCCUUGCAACCAGUGUUCCAAGAAGGGAACUUAUUGCGAAUUCCCUGAGAAGUUCCGGAACAUAUCGAUUAAAGAGGAGGAUGAUACCCCAAAAAACAAUAGUGAGAAUAGCUCCAGCUCCACGUUUCCAUCAGGAGGCAGUCGGUCACCUCUAGAGUUGAACAAACUUAAUGACGAAAUUGAGUUGCUCCGCAAAGAGAAGCUUGCGGUGUUACAUGAGAACUUCAAACUUUCUCAGAGAAACCAUGAGCUUAAGGGUAAGCUUCAAGCUGCUAGUCGGACUUCGAACUCUGCGUCGCUGGACCAUGGAUUCGAGAUCUCAGGUGAGACAACUGAGCUCGGCCGCAAGUACUACGGUCCACAGCUGUCCAACUACAUGAUCGAGGCCCUUCGUCUGAAGGAUGACGAUAACAAUGGCGAAGACGCAACUGAGAAGAAGGAGAACCCACAUCCGCUAUCUGUGAAACUGAACCAGCGUAUCAAUAGUGAUGAUACCGAUAUUGAUAACGACGAAGUGGCCGUCUCGAAGAAACCAUUACCAUGGGUGGUGGAAUCAAACGAGUCGCCCCGAACAAACGUCAAGGCUCUCAUCAACUUGGUUGAACUCUUUUUUUCCAUCCCUUCUUAUCAGUGUUUUAUUUCGAAAGUCCAAAUGAUAGAUUUCAUCAAUUUGCACCAUGCAAUCAAGGACGCUGAAUGGGAAAACGACGACGAUUUGAUUCUAUUGCACAUGAUUUUGAUUCUCGCUGUUCAACGAAUCACUCCACUAGAAUACAACCAGAUCGGCCUCUCACUGAACCCUGUCCCUCUGGCUCAAGAGCUCUACAAGCGUACGAACAAGCUUAUAAAGAAGUCGCUCUACCGAGGAUUCACCGCAUUGAGACAUAAUCUCCUCAAUGAGUCUAUUGUCACUGUCCAGGCAUACAUUCUUUGCACGGAAUGGUAUUUUAUUGACCAGAAAUACGAGGAGUCCUGGUCGAUGAUGUUCCACUGUUGCGCAGUGGCGUACUCUAUCGGUCUUCAUGUCAUGGUCACCAUGAGAACUACAAAUUCUUAUCCUGAUGGCGCCCCAUUGAAGAUUGCAGAGAUUUCUAAAGACGAAGAUGGAAAAUCAAACGAGAAGAAUGUCAAUACAGAGGCUAAUGGAUCUGACGAAGAUGACGACGAAGAUUAUGAUGUUCCUAGAAUAAAGGUGUGGUUUGCAUUAAAGAAUAUUAGCGGAGAGUUGUGCUCUGUGUUGGGACGGCCCAAUCCCAUCCUGAUCCAGGUCAAUCUGGUAGUUCUUAUGACUUCAACAUCAUCCAGUGUGGCCAAAAUGGAUCUUGAAAAGAACUCCACCCAAGUUCAAUUGAAAAUUGGCCUUAGCGAGUGUUUACGACUUUCCAACAUGAUGCUUAUUGAAAGUUUCAUGAUGAAUUUUACCAUGGACGAUGUUGUGAGGCUUGACAAUCGUUUUAAGAAGGAGGCGGAAAUUUUAAGUUGGUUUGUAUCCGAUCAGUACCAGCAAGAGGCAUCUGGCCGUCUUGGCGAGCUCAAUGAAUGGUCGCACGUUCCAGUGUACGUGGAUAGGACAAAUGCUGUGGGUGAUUUGAUUGCACUCUACAUUAACCGAGCCAAACUGUUGGAGCCUUUCCUCAAUCAAUUUGACGACGAUAAUCAAAGCAAAUAUCUUUUUGACUCCAUCUGUGAAUCUGUCGUCUCCUUCCUCGAUUAUGUCUGUGACUUUGUUCUGCAUUUCUUGACAGAAGAAACACAGAAAUAUCUCAACGACGACGGAAGCGUGGGGUCUCGCCUAAGACUAGGCAAGGCCUUUAGAACGAAAUAUCCAUUCAUUAAUUCAUUCAUAUACCAAGGUGUGAUAGUGGUGUUCACGUUGUUGAAUUAUCGUGCUAAGGAGUUCAUAGUCGGCGAGCAUAACGAGUUUUUGCAACAGGUCGGCACGAAAUUGAACACUUUAAUGCAAUUUGACUCCAAGGUAUCUUCUAUCAUUCAACAGGGCGUUCACUUAUGGUCCACAAACAUCGUGUACUUGAUCAACAAGGAUAUUCAGCAUGUGAACAUGCUAUUGAGCAAAGCCGAGCAGUACCGAAAUGAAGCAAUCGAGAAGAAAGCCAUCAUGAACGAGGAGUUUGACCGAAUUCUAGCGGACACUUUUGACAUCAACAUGAAAGACCCCUUCUGGUUUACUAAUCCAGAUAGCAUUCCUCAUUAUUUGAGCAGCCCCUCAGACGAUGGCUCUGGAUUGGUAUAUGACCAAGGUCCGGAGAAGUCUACCACCAUGCAUCUGCAAUCUUCAAGUCAUCAAACCAACGAUUCACAGACAUUGAAUCAAGGUCCAUACCAGCCACAACCACACUCUGUUAACAUGUUUGCAAGGGAUCAAGUUAAUAACUUCGACCAGUACAACCAAUGGGAUCCAAGACCAGAUUCAUUUGAACCAUUCCAGAAUAAUCACAUGAAUAUGAACAAUCAGCAAUUGCAAAAUCAAGCCAUCAAUAGUCAGCCUUUGGAUGGUCCAGCUAUGAAUAAUCUGGCUUUGAGGAAUCAGACAAUCAACAGCCGAGGCAUAAACAGCCAAGUAAUAAACAACCAAGGCAUGAAUGGUCAAGGCAUGAACGGUCAAGGCAUGAACGGUCAAGGCAUGAACAACCAAGGUAUGAACAACCAAGGUAUGAACAACCAAGGUAUGAAUAACCAAAGCAUCAGCAAUCAGAACUUGGAUCGCCAAAGAAUUAACAGUCAAACAAUUAAUAACCCUGGAAUCAACAACGCUGGUCAACCAGGUUUAGUAAGAGUGGACAACGUCGACGUGGAAAUGCCACAACAGAUGCAGCCACCUAUGCAGAAUCAACCAAAUGUUUAUGGGGACAAUUACGUCAAAAUGACCUUCCAGAUGGACGAUGCAAUGGACACAGAUCCGGUCAAGAUUGAAGCUGCUAGCGAACUUGAUUAUGCAAACAGUAAGGCCUUGGAUAAAGAGGCAUUCAUGCAACCAAACUUCCCAAGACCGAAGAAAUAG
Sungouiella intermedia is the source of this 3084-nucleotide messenger RNA. The record is from the annotation of a GenBank genome assembly. Lineage: Eukaryota; Fungi; Ascomycota; Pichiomycetes; Serinales; Metschnikowiaceae.